AUGCCUGGAGUUCCCAUCGACGCCCUGGACAACCUCAAGUCCAAGUUCAAGGCCAUCUUCAAGAAGAAGGACGAGAAGAAGGCCGAGGCAAAGCCCGCCGAGGCCAAGCCUGCCGCGACGACCACCACGCCCGCUGCCACCGAGCCUACCAAGACUGAAGCUGCUCCCGCCGCUGCCCCGGCCACUGAGCCCGCUGCUGCUCCUGCUCCUGCUCCUGCUGCCGCUGCUGAGCCGGCCAAGGCCCCCGAGCCCGAGGCUAAGAAGGAGGAUGCUGCUCCUGCUACCACCGAGCCCGCCAAGGCUCCCGAGGCUGCUCCCGCUGCGCCCGCAGCUCCUGCCGUAGCCGCCGAGGCCCCCAAGGCCCCUGAGCCCGCCACCGCCCCCGCUCCCGCUGCUGCCCCUGCUGCUCCGGCCGCCACCGAGCCCGCGAAGACGGAGGAAACUCCCGCACCCACCGCCCCGGCCGCCGCUCCCGCUGCUGCUGAGACCGCGCCCGCGCCCGCUGCCGCCCCUGCUCCGGCCGCCGCCGCUCCCACCGAGGCCGCCAAGCCCGAGGAGAAGAAGGAGGCCGCUGCCACCGCCUAG
Molecule: messenger RNA, 585 nt
Organism: Colletotrichum abscissum
Lineage: Eukaryota; Fungi; Ascomycota; Sordariomycetes; Glomerellales; Glomerellaceae
Exons: 4
Coding region: 1-585 (194 amino acids)
Source: RefSeq, a predicted model, not a curated record